This is a messenger RNA of Lathyrus sativus (Indian pea), 894 nucleotides long. NCBI's taxonomy places the organism in Eukaryota, Viridiplantae, Streptophyta, Magnoliopsida, Fabales, Fabaceae. The record is from the annotation of a GenBank genome assembly.
AUGUUGGCAUUUUCAAGAGGCGUGGUUACUCGCUUACGACAUUUCUCUGUGGCACCGCCGCCGUCACUGCGAUAUUUUAGUUCCGAUGUUGAGACUUUACGUACGAUUGAAGCAAAACCUAGUGUAAUGACACCACAUUCACAACGAACUGGUGUUAUAGCUGUAAAAUGUGGAAUGACUGCACUUUGGGAUAAAUGGGGUGCUAGAAUUCCAAUUUCUAUCCUUUGGGUUGAUGAUAACAUUGUCUCUCAAGUCAAAACUCCCGAGAAAGAAGGCUAUUGCUCUCUCCAGAUUGGUUGUGGACAGAAGAAGGAGAAACACUUGACAAAGCCUGAAGUGGGUCAUUUUAGGGCCCAAGGAGUUCCAAUGAAGAGGAAACUUAUAGAGUUUCGAGUGACAGAGGAUGCGCUUCUUCCUGUUGGUACAUCGCUUAAUGUUCGUCACUUUGUUCCUGGACAGUAUGUUGACAUUGCAGGAAUCACUAAAGGAAAAGGUUUUCAGGGUGUAAUGAAGAGGUAUGGAUUUAAGGGAGGUUCAGCAUCUCAUGGGAAUUCUAAAGCACAUAGAACCAUGGGUUCUACAGGACAACAUGAUUCUCCUGGAAGGGUUAUUAAAGGUAAAAAGAUGCCUGGGAGAAUGGGUGGGAAGCAAAGAACUGUAAAAAACGUAUGGAUCUACAAAAUCGAUCCAGCAAGAAAUUUGAUGUGGGUGAAAGGCCAGGUUCCAGGAGCUACAGGGAACUUUGUUUUUAUAAAAGACGCUGUCUAUGAAAAACCCGACACAUCUAUACUUCCUUUCCCAACUUACUUUGUGCCAGAAGAUGAAAAUACAGAUGAUAUGAAGCCUUUGGUUGCUGAUCUUGGGGAUGUGGAUCCAUUCCUGAUUACUGAUUAA